AUGCGUAUUCAACGGCUCUUCAUCUACCCGAUCAAAUCCCUCCUCCCGGUCGAACUUGCCGAGGCAGAAAUCACGUCGACGGGACUGAAAUAUGAUCGGUCGUUCAUCCUCAUUAAAGAUACCGACCAUGCAGACGUUGAGGCCCCCAGUCCGGCGGUACAGGAACAUCUGACUAUCAAAACCCUGUCAAAGCUGUGUUUGUUCCAGCCGUCAAUUCGGUUCUGCAAUGGAACAACUUCGUCUGCAUUACUGAGCGUUACGCACACGCUCAGUGGCGAAGAGAUCGAGUUUCCACUUACACCCACAUCACAGUUUCUGGGUAAGGCAAAUGAGUAUAUCGUCGAGCUCUUUGGCACGAGAGCUGUGGGUGAAGACAUGGGUCAUGAAAUCGCGGGGUGGUUUUCAAAGCAUCUAGGGGAGAAAGCAAGGCUGCUGUAUAUGGUUGGCGGCAGCACAGGGACGCGAGAUUGCCCCGCUCCAGCACUCAUUCCACGCAAAUCAAAACAGCGGACAGGAUUCCUGUCCUGGAUGAAGGUUCAAGAUGAAGAACUUCAUGCCCAAAAGAUUCAGUUUGCCGAUGCAGCGCCUCUCUUGAUUACGACGGUAAGCUCCGAAACGGACGCGAGGGAACGGGUUUCCAAGAACGUGGUAGGCGAUGAGGACGGAGAAGAGGAUGUGAUCAUUCGUUUUCGCUCCAAUAUACACAUCGACAAUGUCUCUGGCCGUGGAGACAACGACAACCCCAAUGGCGAUGAGGAUGACAAGAAACGGUCGGCGCCCUAUGCAGAGGAGAAUUGGAAGACCCUUAAAAUCAUCCUCAUUAGACUCGGCGAGGACACCCGCGAUGAUAUAGGACCCCCAGUGAGUCUCGAUCUGGUCUUCAACACGGUGCGCUGCAUGUCUUUAAAUGUUGACUUCCGCACCGGUGGCACUGUCCCGCCCGAGAGGCAGCUCUACAAACUCCUCGCCAAGGACAGGAGAGUCAAUUCGGCAUUUCCCUACAGGCCGUGUUUUGGAAGGUACGCUUUUGCGGAGCCGUUUGGGACGAUUAUAAGGGUAGGCGAUCAGGUACAGGUGAUGGAAUGGUGUUGA
This is a messenger RNA of Cladophialophora psammophila CBS 110553, 1092 nucleotides long. RefSeq lists its product as uncharacterized. The record is from RefSeq and is a predicted model, not a curated record. The coding region runs from base 1 to 1092 and encodes 363 amino acids. Gene Ontology annotation, molecular function: catalytic activity; pyridoxal phosphate binding; molybdenum ion binding. Lineage: Eukaryota; Fungi; Ascomycota; Eurotiomycetes; Chaetothyriales; Herpotrichiellaceae. The transcript is spliced from 2 exons.